AUGAGUGGUUACCCAAGGCGCAAUCACGAUGGCUCUGACAGCUACAUGGUGAACCACCAGCUCCUACCUGUUCCGUACAGUCACGGUGACAGUCACGACUUUGGGUUAAAUGAUUCAGGAUCGUAUCCUUUCCAGCAGCAAUCAUUCAGUACCUAUGCAUCACAUUUUGGUUCACCCUAUAGCCAUUCUGGCAUCACAUCCAGCACGCAUCAUCUGUCACCACAUCAUUCACCGGGACAUUCGGUCCCAUCGACUCCUGAUCAUGUACCUCUUCAGCAUCACAUCCAAUACAUGCCUCAGUCACGUUACCUUCAAUCACCAGGGUUUCUGCCACUUCGUGAUGCAUUUAGCGAGGCAGAUAUUGAAAGCCAGGAUUCACAGAAUGAGAAUUCGAUGCUAUCGGAGCCAGUCAUCCCUCCUCUGGACGGCUUUCCUAAU
Messenger RNA from Aspergillus niger, 438 nucleotides. RefSeq lists its product as uncharacterized. The annotation marks the transcript as partial. The transcript has a single exon. NCBI's taxonomy places the organism in Eukaryota, Fungi, Ascomycota, Eurotiomycetes, Eurotiales, Aspergillaceae. The record is from RefSeq and is a predicted model, not a curated record.